AUGCCGUCUACGAUCACCACCGCGGUGCUCACCGCCCUCGCGGCCUGCGGCGCUUCCGCGCUCCCGCAGGUUCGCCAGACGCAGACUCACCUCCUUGCCGAGACCGAGUACGGCAGUUUCCAGGGCGCGUAUUCUGAGCGCUACAACAUCUCGUACUGGCAAAAGAUCCCGUACGCGGCGCCCCCAGUCGGCGAGAACCGGUUCCGUGGCCCGCAGCCCCCGGCUGCUGUAGAGGGUGUUUACGACUCCAGCCAGCCUUUUGACAUGUGCCCCCAGCGGACGGUCAAUGGCUCUGAAGAUUGUCUGUAUCUUGGCCUCUACUCUCGCCCCUGGACCAAGGACCAGCCCCUGAAGCCCGUCGUCGUCACCUUCUACGGUGGCGGCUUCAUUCAGGGGUCCGCGUACUUUUCCAUCCCGCCCUCGGCGUACCCGAUUCUCAACACUUCGGACGCCUCCGACAUGAUGUUCGUGUACCCCAACUACCGCACCAACGCAUUCGGUCUCCUCCCCGGCAAGGAGAUCGCCGCCGACCCCAAGUCCGACCUGAACCCGGGUCUGCUGGACCAGGAAGCCGUACUGAAGUGGACGAAGAAGCACAUUGCGCAGUUCGGCGGCAACCCCGACGACGUGACGAUCUGGGGCCAGUCCGCGGGUGGCGGUAGCGUGCUGGCACAGGCACUGGGAAGGGGCGGCAAGCAGAAGCUUUUCCGCAAGGCGAUGGCUAGCAGCCCUUUCUGGCCCAAGGUCUACAAGUACGACAGCGCCGAGGCGCAGGCUCUCUAUGACGAGCUUGCGCGACGCACGGGGUGCGCCGGCCCGGAUAGUCUGGCGUGUCUGAAGAAGGCCGAGGUGCAGACGAUCCGGGACGCAAGUCUCGCCAUUUCUUCGUCGCAUCAGUACAACACUUCGACCUUCACCUGGUCGCCCGUCAUCGACGGGGAGUUCCUGCAGGAGUCGCUGUCCGAGGCCACCGCCAAGGGCAACGUCAACAUGGACCUGGCGUUCGCCAUGCACAACACGCACGAGGGCGAGAACUUCGUUCCCCCCGGUCUGCAGGGCGAGACGAACGCGGGCUCGCCGCCGUUCAACUCGAGCGAGGCAUCUUUCGAGUCGUGGCUGAGGGGCUUCCUCCCUGGCUUUGGCGACUGCGAGAUCGAAGCCGUGAAAAAGUUGUACCCCCCGGCUGGCGUCACAGAGACGAUUGAGUACAGCACUACUUAUGUGAGAGCCGGUCUAAUUUACAGGGACGUCAUCUUGACAUGCCCUGCGUACUGGUUCUCCGGCUCUGCGUCGCAGGGAGGAUGGCUGGGCGAGUACUCGCUCAACCCUUCCAAGCAUGCUAGUGAUACUGUUUGGUGGAACCAAGUCAACGCGGUGCAGAAGACAGAUCCCGCCCGUUACCAAGGCUAUGCUGGUGCUUUUGCCUCCUUCUUCCAGACCGGCGACCCUAACAAACUAAAACUCUCUCCAUCAACGGCAGCUGCCGUGCCCUCCCUCAGGGAUAAUAAGGAAUGGACAAUUGUGGAGGCUGGCUUCGAAACCGCCGAGUUGGAACACUUGGAGAAGAGAUGCGGAUUCUGGAGAAAAGCAGCAAAGAAGAUACCCAUCUGA
This is a messenger RNA of Colletotrichum truncatum, 1611 nucleotides long. Its product is annotated as carboxylesterase. The record is from RefSeq and is a predicted model, not a curated record. Lineage: Eukaryota; Fungi; Ascomycota; Sordariomycetes; Glomerellales; Glomerellaceae.